This is a messenger RNA of Pipistrellus nathusii (Nathusius's pipistrelle), 501 nucleotides long. Lineage: Eukaryota; Metazoa; Chordata; Mammalia; Chiroptera; Vespertilionidae. The record is from the annotation of a GenBank genome assembly.
AUGGCCCUGGCCGCCGUGCUGCCGGCUCUGGCGCGGAGGCUCGCGCUGUCCAGGCAACACCUCAGGUCUCCUUUGCCCAGCGUGACGGCCUUCAGCCGUUCCUACCGAGGGGACAGCCCGUCAGAUUCCCAGAAGGACAUGAUCGAGAUCCCGCUGCCCCCGUGGCAGGAGCGAACCGACGAGCCCAUCGCCACCAAAAGGGCCCGCCUGCUGUACGAGAGCCGGAAGCGGGGCAUGCUGGAGAACUGCAUCCUGCUCAGCCUCUUUGCUAAAGAGUAUCUGCAUCAAAUGACGGAGAAACAGCUGAACCUGUACGAUCGCCUGAUCAACGAGCCCAGUAACGACUGGGAUAUUUACCACUGGGCCACAGAAGCCAAACCAGCCCCGGAAAUAUUCGAAAACGAAAUCCUGGCGCUGCUCAGAGACUUCGCCAAAAACAAAAACAAGGAGCAGCGGCUGCGCGCCCCGGACCUGGAGUACCUCUUCGAAAAGCCCCAGUGA